This is a messenger RNA of Lathyrus sativus (Indian pea), 720 nucleotides long. NCBI's taxonomy places the organism in Eukaryota, Viridiplantae, Streptophyta, Magnoliopsida, Fabales, Fabaceae. The record is from the annotation of a GenBank genome assembly.
AUGAAUAGGAGAACUGUAUUGACCUUGUUAGGAGGAUUGCUAAUCGGGGGACUAAUUUUGUAUCGGCAACUUGUUGAAGAUCUGCUUGCUAAUGGAUUAAUGGAAAAGAUGUACUUGCAUCUUUUGGAGGAUACAAUGGCUCGAAAACCUGCUGAUCCUGAGGAAGAACUCCGAUGGAUGUCCCAAGAAGUCCGCGGCUAUGUUGAAGCAGUAUUAAACAGUUUGGCUGCUAAUGUACCAAAGGUAGUUGUUCUUUGUCAAGUUGAAAAAGCUAAGGAAGACAUGCUGAAUCAGUUAUAUAGCUCUAUCAGUGGUCAUAGCACAGCUAAGAUUGAGGAGCUGCUUUUAGAAGAUCAAAAUGUGAAGCGCAGGAGAGAGCGUUACCAGAAACAGUCCUCGCUUCUCUCCAAACUGACACGCCAAAUGAGUAUACAUGACAACCGUGCAGCAGCAGCCUCAAAUUGGUCAAAUGGGAAUGCAGAGAGUAGUCCAAGAAGCAGCGAACCAGGUGAUGAUUGGAGAUCUGCCUUUGAUGCAGUUAGCAAUGGUCCUGUUGGCCGUAGUGGUUCAACGAGAUCUAGAUCAAAUGGUCACAGUCGACAUAAUAGCGAUCUUGCGCAAAAUGGUGACAUGAACUCUGGUCCAAACUCUGGUAGCCGUCGCACUCCUAACCGAUUACCUCCUGCUCCACCAGGUUCUUCUUUGGGUUACAAAUAUUAA